AUGGCUCAUAAAUAUCCGAAUACGAUCAAGGACGAAUUCGGUAUCCUGUCAAUUUUUAUUGUGGCACUAUGCACUAACGCACGCAAGAGAACUGCUCUUCCUGCAACGGCUGGACCAUGGACUGAGCAUGGGGAACUGUCUCCAAAGUCGCUCUUACAUUGUACCAUCGCGAGCUUGUUGACUUCAAACUACUCAGAUUUGUCUUGUGGAGUGUCUCCAAAAAUAGAAAUGGAAUUGGUUGAUGGACCUUCCCGGCGAUCUUUUGAGGAUACUCAGGUUUCAGGAUUAGGAAUGUUGUUCUCAAAUAUGUUGGAUGAAAUUCGAUUUGAUCAAUUGAUCCAAGCGCCACACAAGGACGAGGCGGCAAGCAUGAAAUUUAAACGGUCACGAAAUGCCGUGGUCAAUGAUAUUCUUUCCUGUUUCUGGUGUGGUCAAUUCCAACCCUGGAUAUCACUGCCCCUCUAUACCGUUUGUGACCCAGCCAUCAAGAAUGAAGUAUGCCAUAUCUUCUUGCAGCUAUUUCAUGUUUCUCGCGAUCUCCGACGUCAUCAAUUCUUCCUGGGCACAAUCAGCAUCUUAUUGGCAGGGCCGCCCUUACGCAACAAAAACCCUGUUCAGGUGCUUGAGCCAAUGGAAAGUCCAUUCCCUAAGCAUAAGGCAUCAAAGUUGAGGGAUCAAUAUGAGACGAAAAUGGUAAUAGUCGGAACAAUGUCAUUGAACCCCAGGAUUGGUACUGCUGGUAAACUCCGAGAUUAUAAGGAGAUACAUACAUGGAAGAUACAGGGCUGUCCUCUAUAG
Molecule: messenger RNA, 798 nt
Organism: Sclerotinia sclerotiorum 1980 UF-70
Lineage: Eukaryota; Fungi; Ascomycota; Leotiomycetes; Helotiales; Sclerotiniaceae
Exons: 5
Coding region: 1-798 (265 amino acids)
Source: RefSeq, a predicted model, not a curated record